This is a messenger RNA of Vollenhovia emeryi, 606 nucleotides long. It is a transcript of the gene RpL26, whose product is annotated as 60S ribosomal protein L26. NCBI's taxonomy places the organism in Eukaryota, Metazoa, Arthropoda, Insecta, Hymenoptera, Formicidae. Gene Ontology annotation, cellular component: ribosome; cytosolic large ribosomal subunit. Bases 113 to 559 code for a protein of 148 amino acids. The record is from RefSeq and is a predicted model, not a curated record. Gene Ontology annotation, biological process: ribosomal large subunit biogenesis; cytoplasmic translation. Gene Ontology annotation, molecular function: RNA binding; structural constituent of ribosome. The transcript has 4 exons.
AUAGCGGCUGCCGCGUGCGGCGCGUUGCGCAUGCAGCGCAUGUCGCCUCGUCUCCUAGUAUUAUUCUUCCGGUCUAGGGCCGUCGCGUUGAGCUGUCGUCGAGUCCACGAGGAUGAAGUACAAUCGGCUGGUGUCCUCCUCGCGCAGGAAGAACAGAAAGCGGCACUUCACGGCGCCCUCGCACAUCAGGCGGCGGCUCAUGUCCGCGCCGCUGUCCAAGGAGCUGCGACAGAAGUACAAUGUGCGGUCGAUGCCGAUCCGCAAGGACGACGAGGUGCAGGUAGUACGCGGCCACUACAAGGGUCAGCAAGUAGGAAAAGUCGUCCAGGUGUAUAGAAAAAAGUUCGUGAUAUAUAUUGAGCGAAUCCAACGUGAGAAAGCGAAUAGUGCCAAUGUCUACGUCGGCAUUGAUCCAUCUAAGACGGUUAUUGUUAAAUUGAAAAUGGACAAAGACCGCAAAAAGAUCAUCGACAGGCGAAGCAAGGGCAGGCUGGCGGCGCUGGGUAAAGACAAAGGCAAAUAUACAGAGGAUGUAACAGCCGCUAUGGAAACGUCGUAAUUUUGAUAUAUUUUGCGUUUGUCACAAUAAAAUAUUUAAAAACAGAA